CCCAGGGCCCGGGGCUCGCGCGGGCCCCAACCGCCGCCGCCCGCGCGCCCGGCCUCUGACCCGCGCGGGCUGCCCCUGAUUAGCCCGCUCCCGCCGGAGCGGGGGGCGCGACACAAUUGGGGAGCCAAUCAGGAGCCAGGGCUGCCCCGCUCUCCCCUCCCCGUCGGCGAGGCGGGCGCUGGCGGUGGGGGCUGCCGGGGCGCCGGGGGCGGCGCGGCGGGCACCGGGCGCGGGCAGAGCUGCGGGCACGAGCGACUCCGGUGUCGCCGCCGCCGCUGUUGGGCGGAUCUGCGCUUGUGCGGGAGCGCUUCUUUUUCCCUCAUCUUUUUUUUUUUUUUUUUUUUUCCUUCAUCGCUUUACUUUUGCAGCCCGCAGCAGGGACAUUAUGCCGAAGAGAAAGCCCACAAGACGAUCAGCAAGAUUGUCAGCUAAACCUGCUCCACCAAAACCUGAACCUAAACCAAGGAAAACCACUAAGGAACCUGGAACAAAGGCGAACAAAGGUGCUAAAGGGAAGAAGGAUGAAAAGCAAGAAGCUGCAAAGGAAGGUACUACACCAUCUGAAAAUGGUGAAAAUAAAGCUGAAGAGAUUCGCAUCUCUCGCUCAACUGUUAGUGUUUCAACAUCCAGAGGUGCCCCACCCAGCACACUGUCAGUAAAAGGGCAGAUUGAAACAGUGAAAGUUAAGGGUACGGUAGAGCAUUCUGCAUGUGUGCAGUGAAUAGAAACAGAUAGUAGUGUGGUGCUUUUCAGUAUGAACAAUGGAAGCUGACAGGUAAGGCUUGUAUUGCUUUUGAAAAGCUGGGACCAAUAAAUUAUGAGAAGUGUGUGUAUGUACCUGUUUUGUUUGUGUAAAUGUAAUAUUGACGUAGGUUUGAAACUGAGCUGUUGCAAAUAAUCGCAGGAUUAAGGGUAGUGUGGGUAUUUGUAUACAUAAUAGCAAUUUACUGUAGUAAUUAAAUUUUUUCUUUCCUCU
Dromaius novaehollandiae (emu) is the source of this 976-nucleotide messenger RNA. RefSeq names its product high mobility group nucleosomal binding domain 3 (gene HMGN3). The transcript has 5 exons. The record is from RefSeq and is a predicted model, not a curated record. Bases 386 to 721 code for a protein of 111 amino acids. NCBI's taxonomy places the organism in Eukaryota, Metazoa, Chordata, Aves, Casuariiformes, Dromaiidae. Gene Ontology annotation, cellular component: nucleus; chromatin. Gene Ontology annotation, biological process: chromatin organization. Gene Ontology annotation, molecular function: nucleosomal DNA binding.